Messenger RNA from Cyclospora cayetanensis, 1869 nucleotides. RefSeq lists its product as uncharacterized. Lineage: Eukaryota; Apicomplexa; Conoidasida; Eucoccidiorida; Eimeriidae. The record is from RefSeq and is a predicted model, not a curated record. Gene Ontology annotation, biological process: protein ubiquitination; Notch signaling pathway. The coding region runs from base 16 to 1869 and encodes 617 amino acids. The transcript has 9 exons.
AGGAGGCAUCAGAGCAUGGGUUCUCCCUUCGUACCCGGUAGAAUCACCUUUCCUCCCCCGACAACAAAAGCGCUUCCAGCCGUGUGGAGCUGGCAGAUGGGGGAAGCAGAAUGGGUGCCCUUUGAUGCGCAACUCAUGGAAAUGCUUGAGGAUUUGUGGAGAGCGAUGCAUAGAGAGCUAGGAGUUACCCAACAAGACGAAGAGCCCGAGCUACUUACACAAGCGCAUGUACGGACCGAAGAGCCAGAGCAACAGUCACAUAACGCUGUUCAAGCGCCUUCAAGGUCUAGGUACCUUGUCACAAAUCCGAGACCACAUGCUGUACAGCCCCAUCCGUCCGUAGCCCACAAAGUGUUUGUGUUUUUGGCUCCGUGGCACUACUGCAUAGACGUCGAAACUAUGACACAGCAGAAUACAACUACACGCACUGUUCGGCCGAUCAGAAGGGCUGUUGAAACUGCAGGCUUGUGGUAUGCUAAAGGUUCAAAUGGAUACGCAAAGAGGUUUCAUCCGCAGGUAGAGGCACAUCUGGAAGCGCUGCUGCAGGGAUCUCUACUCGGCGUGCAAGACCGGCAUGCAUUUGUGUUUGCGUGGCAAGAUAACGAAACGGGUGCUCUACACUUUACCGACGUGCUAACCAUGAGAGAUUCAAUGGACCCCGGCAGCUCGAGAGAGGCAACGGGCAAAGGUAGCAAGAAGACAGUUAGAAGCCUCCCCAACGCCCUAGACAAUUGUAAUCCAGGAACCUCAUUGGUCGCACGCAUGGAGGUCUCGCCGCCAUCCGGGGCCUCUCCACCAGUAGCAGAAGAUCCUGCUGGCACUGCUACGGCUAUGGGCGCAUUCCCCUUGCCUUCUCUCUCUGUAGGAACCCCUGAAGAAGGAGAGGCGUACUGCGCUGGCUACAAUGAGCCGCUUCAGGCAGAGGACUUCCAACAGGCACUUACCAUGGUUGAAGGCGAGGGAGUCCCAGAGGACUGCUGUGCUAUCUGCCUGGACAGCUUUGCGCUCAGAAGGGGCAUGCCACCGCAUAACACAGUAGCAGAAUCACGGGAUCAGCAGCAACGCGAGAACGGCUGCUCUCAGAUUGAAGGCAACGACAACAGCGGCCAGACUCUACAGGUGGCGGCAUGUGAUCUUCCACAGGGCUGUUGUGACACGGAAGGCCCUCCUGCGACCAGCAUGAGCAGCAGCACCGACGCCAGAUAUCAUUGGCGUGCUAGCAGCAACAUCACUGAUAUCAGCCGAAAAAAUAGCGAGAGCAGGAAGAGGAACCAAAACGAAGCGGACGGCGCUGACAGAAAAAUGUGCUGGAAGAUCUCCAACCGCAGCUUAUUGUCCGGGCAUUCAUCACAAGGGACGAUAAUCAUCAACUACUAUAUUGCUGGAGGCAUUCAGACGGAAAGGCACGCACAGCCCAAGGCGUCGUUUACUGGAGCUAGGAGGCGGGCCUAUCUGCCGGACUGGAUAUUACAUUAUGGAUACCCAGACGAAACGUUUCUCUCGAGAUUGGAAGAGGAACUCAGGGCACGUGGUUUUCCGCUGGAAGGAACGGAGCCAACCAAAAGGUCGGCGUGCGCGUCCACUCAAUCCUCGUCACAAAGCACUAAAGUAGCCCGCUCAUUAACUAGGCAGUCUGCCGCUCUAGCGGGUACCAGCGUAACCCUUGCCCCCAAUUUGGAGGAGACGAACAUGUAUCUCCGAAAUGAGAAAUGGGCGACAGACUUUUUUUUCCCCAGGCAGGAACACGUCAAGCAGCUUUCAAUCGUGGGUGCGCAGAACGCGGUUACCCAGCGAGCUUGUACUUCUGGAUGGUUUUUGCGAAAAGAACCACCAUACAAACAACCUUCCCCCCUGCCUCGCAGGCUUUAG